AUGUCACGAAACUUUGUUACAGAACUCUCCUCUCGUUUCGCUCCUCACCCAACAAUUUCAAUUUAUUUUCAUAUUCUCAUUUUAAACCACUGAUUUGAAUCUAUUUAUCUCAUCGCUUUUCUUCUUUCUCUCUAUUUCCCCUCUCUCUUCGUUCAUUUCACGUGCCGCAUUGCUGCCAUCUCCCCUGUCUUUGGCCUUUCAAGGAGAAAAUGGCAGAGACAAAACCAGACACGCCCUUGAUACCGCCGUCGUCACGGAACCUUCCAGACUUCAAGAAAUCUGUUAAAUUGAAGUAUGUGAAGCUUGGCUAUCAUUACCUCAUCACCCAUGGCAUGUACCUCUUUCUUUCCCCACUCGUGGUGCUAAUUGCUGCACAGCUCUCCACCUUCUCCAUUAAAGAUCUUCAUGACAUUUGGGAGCAUCUUCAAUACAAUUUGAUAUCUGUCAUUCUUUGCUCCACUCUCAUUGUUUUUCUGUCCACACUGUACAUUAUGACUCGCCCUCGACCCGUGUACCUUGUCAAUUUCUCAUGUUACAAGCCUGAAGAAGCUCGCAAGUGCACAAAGAAGAUAUUCAUGGAGCAGUCCCGGAUGAGUGAUUUUUUCAAAGUGGAAACUCUUGAAUUCCAGCGGAAGAUUCUGGAGAGGUCUGGGCUUGGGGAUAACACUUACCUUCCAGAAGCUGUUCUCAACCUCCCUCCCAACCCUUCCAUGAAAGAAGCAAGAAAAGAAGCUGAGCUUGUUAUGUUUGGUGCAAUUGAUGAGCUAUUUGCUAAGACCUCUGUGAAGCCAAAAGACAUUGGAAUUCUGAUUGUGAAUUGCAGCCUUUUCUGUCCCACUCCAUCGCUUUCGGCAAUGGUUGUUAAUCACUAUAAGCUUCGAGGGAACAUAAAGAGCUUCAACCUUGGAGGGAUGGGAUGCAGUGCAGGGCUGAUUUCAAUUGAUCUUGCUAAGGAUCUUCUCCAAGUUCACCCCAACUCCUAUGCAUUGAUCAUUAGCAUGGAGAACAUCACAUUGAAUUGGUACCCUGGAAAUGACAGAUCAAAACUUGUUUCCAAUUGUUUGUUCCGUAUGGGGGGGGCUGCAGUUCUGCUUUCAAACAAAUCCGCUGAUAGAAGAAGAUCUAAAUACAGGUUGGUUAACACUGUUCGCACUCAUAAGGCUGCUGAUGACAAGUGCUUUGGCUGCGUUAUCCAAGAGGAGGAUUCUGAAGGCAAGGUGGGUGUCACUUUGUCAAAAGAUUUGAUGGCAGUUGCGGGCGAUGCUUUGAAAACCAACAUCACCAUAUUGGGGCCUCUUGUCCUCCCAAUGUCUGAACAGCUGCUAUUCUUUGCCACGUUGGUUGGGAAGAAGCUUUUCAAGAGGAAGAUAAAGCCUUAUAUUCCAGAUUUCAAGCUAGCUUUUGAGCACUUCUGCAUCCAUGCUGGAGGCAGAGCUGUGUUGGAUGAAUUGGAGAAGAACUUGCAGCUGUCUCCUUGGCAUAUGGAGCCUUCAAGGAUGACACUUUAUCGCUUUGGGAACACUUCCAGCAGUUCUCUUUGGUAUGAAUUGGCUUACACGGAAGCUAAAGGGAGGAUGAGGAAGGGUGAUAGAACAUGGCAGAUAGCAUUUGGUUCUGGAUUCAAGUGCAACAGUGCAGUGUGGAAGGCUCUCAGGACCAUCAACCCUGCCAAGGAGAAGAGCCCUUGGAUGGAUGAGAUCCACAAGUUUCCAGUUGAUGUUCCAAAGGUUUCGACCAUCUAAAUGAUGCAGUUUUAAGCAAUUUUGUUUCAGCAUUAGGUGGUAGCUGUUGAAGUGGUGGGAGGGGAUGUGUGGUAGGUCUUGCUUGAAGGGUAGAUUUUGUUAUUAAUACAAUUUAGUCGACGGGCUGGCGCAUGAGCUACUUCUGGUUUUCUUAGGAAUUUAUUGCUCUUGCAGUGAAAUGCAUUAGAGCAUCGGAAUUGUAAUUACAAUCCUAAUUCAUGAUUUGUUUGACACCAACGAAGUGAUACAUUU
Molecule: messenger RNA, 1994 nt
Organism: Abrus precatorius (Indian licorice)
Lineage: Eukaryota; Viridiplantae; Streptophyta; Magnoliopsida; Fabales; Fabaceae
Product: 3-ketoacyl-CoA synthase 11-like
Exons: 2
Coding region: 210-1742 (510 amino acids)
Biological process (GO): fatty acid biosynthetic process
Cellular component (GO): membrane
Molecular function (GO): acyltransferase activity, transferring groups other than amino-acyl groups
Source: RefSeq, a predicted model, not a curated record